Messenger RNA from Rhagoletis zephyria (snowberry fruit fly), 1268 nucleotides. It is a transcript of the gene ReepB, whose product is annotated as Receptor expression enhancing protein B. The record is from RefSeq and is a predicted model, not a curated record. NCBI's taxonomy places the organism in Eukaryota, Metazoa, Arthropoda, Insecta, Diptera, Tephritidae.
CAUUUUCCAUCACUGAUCUCUACUGUUCAGUGCCACCCAAGUACCACCCUUCCAUAUAGAUUUGUUAAAAACGGAAUAUACAAAAUUCUCUUGUGAACUACGGAAGCUACCCCACUUAUGUCAUAUGAAAAUUUGUGUAACUACAUAUAUUGCACUUAGCGGAGUUAUCGUAUUAAAAACUAUCUAAAAGGACAUGACACUUCGUCGUAUGAGACCAAUUUUGUUAAUUUCCGCAUCACUGUUGGCAUUUCAUUUGUUGACGUCAGUAGAAUCUGUACGAAAGCAAAACGUCAAAAAAGAAGCAGAGAAAAAUUUUGAUUUUGGAAAAUUUGAAGAAUCGCACUCUCUGGCGGAUAAGAAGCGGUGAAGCAUCGAAAAUAAUUGCUAUUUUAAAAUCGAAGGCCAACAAAAGUUUUUAUAAGUGAUCAGCAAUGGCACAGAAGGCACAGGAAUUAGUGGAAAAGUACCGAAAGUCUGUGGAUGCAGCACUCAAAGACCGCAGCAAGCCCUGGACACAGGCAUUUGAGUUCGUCGAAGCAAAAACAAACGUUCCCAGAUUGUACUUAUUUUUGGGUGCUGCUGCAUUCUGUGCUUUAUAUUUGAUUUUAGGCUAUGGUGCUCAGCUGCUGUGCAACACAAUUGGUGUUGCCUAUCCUGCUUAUAUCUCCAUACACGCCAUUGAGUCGAGUACGAAAUUGGACGAUACCAGAUGGUUGAUUUACUGGGUGACUUAUGCUAUAUUAUCACUGAUUGAAUAUUUCUCCGGUUUUCUGACCUCUGUCAUACCUUUUUACUGGUUACUUAAGUGCGCAUUUCUCAUCUGGUGCAUGCUGCCAAUCGAAAGGAAUGGAUCUACCGUCAUCUAUCAAAGCGUUGUGCGCCCAUAUUUCCUGAAGCACCACCGAGCCGCUGACGAGUUUAUUGAUAAGGUGGCUUCUAAGGCAAAGGACUCCAUCCACAGCAUCACUAAACAAGAAUAAUUUGUAAUAAUUUAUGUUUGAUAUUACUCAUUAUUUUGAUGUAAUUGCAUUUCUGGAACAUCAGACAGAAGAAAGCAAUCAAUCAUAAUAAAUAGCUUUAUGUGGAAUGAAUAAAAGGAGAGCAACAAAGAACAAAGACAAUGAAUAAUCCACAUAUUUAAUCAGACAUGAUAUUUUUAAAACACAUUUGAAAUAAAAACACAUAUUUUUUAAAUCAAUUAAAUUAUUAGUACAGCACCUAGCAUUGUUUUGUAAAUGCAGCAUACACGCCUUUAUGUAAAAGUAAAA